AUGGCAACAUCAUCAGAUAGCAAUACAGCUGCUGUUACGGGAGACCCAGCCUCAAGAAGGCCCAUCGAACCCAAAACUCCAUUCAUUUACAAACUAUACCAAUAUUAUCAGUUAUCUACCAGUUUCCUCUUUGCAGCAUUGCUAGCUAGAUGGUUAAUUAUCUUUCCGCUUGCUGGUGCUCGGUUCUUACCAGGUGGAGUUCACGAGUUUCUAUGUUAUUUAAUGAUUUAUGCAUCGGUGGGGGAGAUUAUAUGGUUAUUUAAAUUUUAUCCAUUGAAAUCAGUUAUAUUUUCUAAAACUUUAUUGAAAGAUUUGAAUUUCAUCUACUUUGUGCUGGUUUUGCAUUUUUAUGAUGAUUAUGAACAUGCAUUAGUGCUUAAAAACAUCAGCUACUCUGUCUUUAUUAUUGGAUUGUCCCUGAAUCAAGCUUAUCAUCAUUGGUGUAAAUUAUUCAAGAGAUCUGGAAGGAAGAAAAACACUCUGGUAUUCAAGGUGAAUAAUCUUCUCGGCUCUCCCUUAUUGUAUUUGAGUGAAUAUUAUCUGUUAUUGUUAAAUGUUCAAAAUCCCAAUUUCCACUCGACUCCACUACUGGACAUUAUCAACAGAAUAAUUCUUAUCAUCUACUUCCCAAUUGCAUUAGCUGUUUAUAGAAAUCAAGCUUAUAAAUAG
Naumovozyma castellii is the source of this 669-nucleotide messenger RNA. RefSeq names its product Keg1p (gene KEG1). NCBI's taxonomy places the organism in Eukaryota, Fungi, Ascomycota, Saccharomycetes, Saccharomycetales, Saccharomycetaceae. The coding region runs from base 1 to 669 and encodes 222 amino acids. The record is from RefSeq and is a predicted model, not a curated record. The transcript has a single exon.